AUGGCGGCUUGUGUCCUUGACGGAGAGAAACUUUGUGAGGUUUCUGGCGAAGUAAAAUGGUCAAAUGUGGAACGCUAUAAUCUGGAAUAUUGCCAUGGAUCAUUAGCUCUCUAUAAACUGAGUACCAGUUUUUAUAUACAUGGAAUUACAAAAGCAAAACGCGUGAAGACUAACCCCUAGUGUUCAGCGCAAUCUUCAUGCCAAGCAGAUGAAUCCACCUUCAUCAAACAGAUCACCAAAUAAAACCCCUCUUGUGGAUAAAACAUUUGCAAGAGAUAAUCUCAGCAAUACAUCUAGUGGUGGAAAGUCGGUCACUUCAUUUUAUGGAUCACAAAAUUUAACACAGUCCCCAAGUGAAUGGAAAUCUGCAAAGAAUGUUAGGGGCCCAGGCUUGAUGCCUGCACCUCAAACAACACGUCUGACAAGUCAGAUAUCUUUCAGAUCCCGUGAGAAGCUUCUCUACGAGAGAGAUUUUGCAUUGACGGGCUUUUCAAACUUGGGAAAUACUUGCUACAUGAAUGCCAUUCUUCAGUCAUUACUUGGUUUGCCACCAUUUGUUCAGGAUCUUUCUAACAGAGCUUUGUUGGAAAAUGUUCUUCCACACUGUCUGUACAAAUGUCUUCAUAGUGUUCUAAUGUGUAAAAGAAAGUGUGGAAAUCCAGAGGUGCUGAAGAAUUGUUUGAGGAAACUUAAGCGAACAAUCUCUGAAGCUGCAACACGUUUUUCAGGAUAUCAUCAGCAUGAUGCUCAUGAGUUCCUUUGUCAAGUGUUUGAUCAGCUGAAGGAUGAUGUGAGCAAAUCUAACUCUCCAUCUUCCAAAGAUACCUCAAGUGGAAGUAACCCAAAGUUGGCAGAUUCUCAAUGUCCUGUGACAAGAUCUUUUGAAAGUGGAGUGGUCCAUACAGUCAUUUGUAAACAGUGUGGAGAAUCUGCUCCAAAAGAAGAGAUUUACCAUGCCUUUUCUCUUGACAUCCCAGUUCUGUGUAAUUCCUCAGACAAGUCUCCAUUUGGCUCAGCUGUCAGCAUGCAAACCUUACUAGAGAAACACUUUGAGGAUGAACAGCUUGAGUACUCAUGUGGAAAAUGUGAGUCUAAGGAAGCUAUCAUUGCACACAGUUUCAGUAGGCUUCCAAGAGUGCUUAUUCUGCACUUGAAGCGGUAUGGAUUUGACAACUUUACUGAAGAACAGGCCAAGAAGCAAGACAAGGUUAAAAUUGAAAGGUUCAUUAACCUUAGUAUGCUGUGCUCAUCAACAUCAAGGCCUCCAUUGCCAUUCCAACCAAAGUCAUCACUCAAAUUCAGUCCAACAAAAUCAGGCCGUAAACCACAGAAACGCUACUUAACCAGUGAUGAGGACGAUGAUGAUUCUCUUCAUUAUCAACCCUCUCCCUCAGUGAGGAGGAAACUAUCACAUUCUUUUGCAAAUGAAAAUUUCUCAAGUGCUGCUGCCAGAAAUUCUCUGACAAACACAAAAAAUUAUUCAGAUGAUGAUGUGGAGGUCAUGGGUGUUUCCAAGCUAGACAGGGUCGUUGAAAAUGACCAAACAGAAGAACAGACCCAUGAAUCUGAAAAAACUGCCGACAAAGAUAUCACUAAAUUUGAUGGGAUCAGGCACACACCGUCACUGAGGAAUAAAUCAGUCUUGGAGGGAACAGAAGAGGAGCAAAUGGAAUGGGCUUUGGCUGAAAGUGCUAAAUCAGCAGAAAAAGAAUCAAAUAUAAACAAAGAAAUAAAUGAAGAUGAUGCCAAAUGCAAUACUUUGGCAGACAUUUUGAGCAAUGAUACAAAAUCUAAUAUUGGCAAUUGUUUUUCCAACCCUGUGAGCCAUGUUACCAAUCAACCAACUAUUUGUGAGAAAGAUGUCAUUGAAGUUGGAGAGGUCGGGAGCACACCUUUACGUCAUACCCCACUGAGAUUCAAACGAAUUUGGGAAGAUACAGAGGAAGAGCAAAUGAAAUGGGCUUUGGCAGAGAGUACAAAAUCAGCAAAAAAAGAAUCAAUGGCAAAAUUGAAUGGACUUGAACAAAAAGCCAACAAAAAUGCUGGGGAACGCACAUCGAAAACAGAAGCUUUGAGUGAAGAUGCAACUUCUAAUUUCGACAGUGAUGAUUUUAAUCAAUUGAGUGAUAUUUCUGAUGAAGAUUUAGUUUUCAUGGCUCAGAGCAGCAAAGUUGAAGAACCUGUUGGUUUAAAAGGAGGUGCUCCAAUUACAACAGCAGCUCAAGAUGUUUCCCAUGAUCUUGAUGAUAGUUGUCUGAAUGAUACUGGCAAUGACAAAAGCUGUGGGGAAGAUUCAAGCUUCGAAAAUGGCAUAGACACAGGAUUUGUUCUAAAAAACAGCACUCCUAAGAUUUGUAUCAAAAAAAGAACUGGUAGUUCCAUUCAAAGACAAACACUUCAAAGAAAUUUCAGCUUGAGUAAAACACCCAAGCUAGGAAAAUUUGAAGGGGAUCUGUUUGAUGCUGGCAUUAAAGAGAGUAAUCUUGCUUCAACCAACACUAUUGGUAGUGAGAUUGUUGACAAGAGCAGCUGGGAGGUUCAAUGUUUUAGUGAUGAAGACAUGGAAAAGGCAAUCAACAUGAGUCUUCAAGACCAGACAAGAAGUGAACAGGAAACGACAGAAGAUGAAGAUCUGAAGAGAGCUUUGCAGCUGAGUUUGCAAGAUUUUGAAGGGCAGGACUUAAAAUCCACCAAGGUUGUAUCACCAGCUGCAGUGGACCCUAAUAAUUUAACAGAGCCUACUUUUGAGAUUGAUGAGAGAGAGGGGAAGCCCUCUACACAUUCAUACAGACUUAUUAGUAUUGUCAGCCAUCUUGGUACAAGUUCUACUUCAGGACAUUAUAUUUCAGAUGUGUAUGAUUGCAAAACCAAACAGUGGACAAGUUAUGAUGACUCUGCAGCAACAAAGGUUGCUGAACACUCAGUUCGCUACAAAAGACAACACAGUGGAUACAUUUUCUUUUAUCUAUACAAACAAUGUGUAGAUGCUAUAGAUGAGGCAAGCCCAAGCAAAGAAAACUCCCAAAGAUAACAAAGUGGAAGAUAAAACAGCAGAAUUGUUCGUGUAGUAGUUUCAUUAAUAGUUCAAGGAAAAAUUUUGAAAAUAUUUCAAUCCCCUCUGAUGUUGGCAGUAAAACUUGUAAAACUUCAAUGACAUUCAACUUUUUUUUUUUUGUAAAGGGCACUUCUAGAAAAUGCCCUUUUCCCCAGAGUGUUGUAAAGAAAAAAAACCAGCAUAGUCAGUACAGCCAAUCAGACCAUAACUAACAACUACAAGAAGAGGGUGGGUACUCAAAUUGAUGAGAACUAUUUUUGUAACCUUUCUUUUAGUCUGUCCCCAAAAUUACUUUACUGAGAGUAGGCAAGAUUAAAUGAAGGAGAAAAUGGCAAAAAAAAUUGAAAAAGUUUAUAUACCAUGUCAAGAAGGGAAAUUAAAUUCAAUAUGAAAAUUAAAGUUGUUAUGCAAGUUGACAAGCAAGUUAUUUGAAGAAUAUACUUUCUGAAGAGGAUAGAGGAACAUAGCUAUGAAUAAUGCUCCCUAUCACCAAGAGAAAUUGUAAGGACCUUUGAUUGUUGGAAGACAAUUCACUGAUUAAAAGUUGACCAAAAACUGCAUGAAAAUAUUCACCAAGAGAGAUGGCAUUUUGUAAUUAAACCAGAGUAAGCUAUUUGCGACAAACAAAUAAUGACAUUUAUUUAAUUUAAUAAAGCAGUUAUUGAAUUUA
Molecule: messenger RNA, 3725 nt
Organism: Pocillopora damicornis (cauliflower coral)
Lineage: Eukaryota; Metazoa; Cnidaria; Anthozoa; Scleractinia; Pocilloporidae
Biological process (GO): protein deubiquitination; G1/S transition of mitotic cell cycle
Cellular component (GO): nucleus; cytosol
Molecular function (GO): cysteine-type deubiquitinase activity
Source: RefSeq, a predicted model, not a curated record